AUGCCAGACGAAGUGCCCCAUAAGCGCCAGCGUGUUUCUAAAGCCUGUGAUACCUGUCGUAAGAAAAAAGUAAAGUGUGAUGGAGUCCAACCUCGUUGUGGUAAUUGUACAACGUUUAAUGUUGAUUGCACUUACAAUGAUACAACAAAGAAAAGGGGACCACCCAAAGGAUAUAUUGAGGCAAUCGAGACUCGAUUGCAUAGAAUGGAAUCUCUCUUAGGCGGAUUGGUACAAAGUAAUGAUCCUCGGGCAGAAGCUGUGUUGGCACAAUUAAUACAAGAUGACGAUAUGAUAGUUCCUAAUCGUCGACCAACUACUGGACGUCCAGACUAUAGUGCUUGGCGUAAUAAUAACGCCUCGAAUUUAUCUUCUACAUCGUCAAACAGUGCUAGAAAUAAAGAUGACUCAUCAUCGUCGUUAGAUCCAUUAACUACGUCCGACGGCAAACCUAUUGAAGAUUUAAAUGAUGUUAUGGGAGUAUUAAGCAUUGACGAGAAUAACCAAGUUAGAUAUCAUGGAAGGAGUAGUGGAUUAUAUUUACUAAAAAAGGAUAAUAAAGAGGGAGUUUUAAGAGUACAAAAUCAAGGAGUUUGGCUUUCUGGAAAAGUUGUAGCAUCAACAAAUGAAUUUGAACUAUUGAAGCAUCCGGAAUUGACUGAACUUCCAUCACAAGAAAUUUUCGAUCAUUUACUGGAAAUCUAUUUCACCCACGUACAUCCAAUUAUGCCAAUUAUUUAUAAACCAAGCUUUUUUAAUCGGCUGAGAGAUAAAGACACAUUUCCCCAUCUAUUACUGAAUUCAAUGCUUGCAUUGGCAUCAAGAUACUCGGAUAACGCAGAGAUACAAAAGUAUCCGGAUAAACCUGAAUCCGUUGGUUCUGUUUUUUUUGAACGUGCAAAAGCAUUACUUGACUUUGAAUAUGAUCAUCCAAGAGUCUCCACGGUUCAAGCUUUGAUUUUGCUCGCCCUAAGAGAAUAUGGAUCUGGAAAAGUUUCAAGAGCCUGGAUGUAUGCUGGAAUGUCUACAAGAAUGGCACAAGAUUUGGGAUUACAUCGUAACACUGAAGAAUGGGAUCCUAUAAAUUUCAGUCACGAAGACAAAGAAACUCGAAAGCGUGUAUUUUGGGGUUGUUUUAUUCUUGACAGAAUAUCGAGUGCAAAUAUUGGUAGACCACUUGCUAUCGAUGAGCAAGAUGUUGAUGUCUCAUAUCCUUCUGAACAAGAGGAAGAUGAAAAUGAACUGCUUCCAUUUAAAAUGGAUUAUUCCGUAUCAGCGAUUUCUUCCCCUAUAUCCUCGAAUAAUACAACAACUUCCACCACCACCACAAGAGUCAAAGAACCACAAUAUAAAUCAUACUGCGUUUCACGAUUUAAUGCAUUAGCGAAAUUAUGUGAGAUCACUGGUCGAAUUCUCCACAAGAUUUACGCCAUUAGAUCCACCACAAAAUCCAACAAGGAAAGCAAGGAAUCAAUUCUUUCUAUUCUGGACUCAUCACUGACAUCAUGGCUGAUUACUUUGCCAGCAAAUCUUCAAUAUAAUCCAGCAGCGGAUGAACCGCCAGCACCUGCUACAAUUACAUUACAUAUAAUGUAUUACUCGAUCAUAAUGUUACUUCAUCGACCUUAUUUACCGAAUGCAAAACAAUCAUUUAAAAAACAUACAUCAGCAGCUAAUUCUCUAACAGAAUUAGCGGAGAUACUUGUUAAACAGGGCACAAUGAAAUAUACCAUGAACUCUACGGUAUACGCAAUAUUUAUGGCAGGAGUUUUACACACUUAUAAUGCAACACAAUCAGACAUAAGUAUAUCACAACCUGCAAAAACGAAUCUAAUUAAAUGUAUAAAAGCAUUAGAAGCAUUGAAAAAAACUUGGGUAAAUGCAUACAAAUAUACUGAUUUACUACUUGAAUUAGCAGAAAUAAAAAAUGUAAAUAUAGAAACAUCUUAUUCGACAAAUAAUGGCGAAACUUUAGAAGAACGUGGAAAUCGUACACAACAAUCGCAAUCACAAAAUG
Molecule: messenger RNA, 2014 nt
Organism: Ambispora leptoticha
Lineage: Eukaryota; Fungi; Glomeromycota; Glomeromycetes; Archaeosporales; Ambisporaceae
Source: the annotation of a GenBank genome assembly